AUGGGUCUGAGCUCUUCCAAAACUCACCCCAAAGUGACCAAGGUGGCACCGAUGCGUGCCAGGGAGGACCUGCCUGCUCUCACCACCCCGUACCAGCUCCCCGGCGUGCAUCCACCAGCCGCAGCAGAAUGGGGAAAAUCCAUGUUUUAUGGGGAGCUUCCACCUCUCCGGGAGACCUGGUAUGGGAGAGCCUCUGCAGGGCCCCUCUCUUUCAACACCGUGCUGGAAAAGGGAGAAACCAGCAUCAUUAAACAGCACCCGCCUCGACGACCUCAAAGGCUUGAACCUGCUGGCCCUCCGCAAGCAAUCACUCCUGCAAAGCCCUGGAGUCAGCAAGAUGUGGUUGCAACCCCCAAAAUGAAGGCUCUGGAGAAGAGGGGGCAAAGCCUGAGACACCUCCCGGGCAGGCGGCAGCACUUGCACAAGCUGCAGAUGCUGGACUUGACCCGCAGGCGCCGAGAGGCAGAGCUGAAGCGAAAUCUCCACAGGGAGGCAAAAAUCAAUAAAGAAAAAAUCAAGGAAUUCAGCCCAAAGAAAGUCCUUGACACUCUCCAGAGAGGUGACAGCGCUGAAAGCCAAGACCUCGUCCCUGUGGAGCACAAUCAGCAUUUUCAUGGAGACGACCAUGGAAACACGUGGGGUGGAGGACUCUCCACACAGCACGAUGGGGCUGAACUGUCUCCAGGCAGGAGCGGGAAGGUUGACCUGUGGUUCUGCAGGGAGCCGCGGACGAGGGAUUUGUUCUGGGACACCUCCAGCACAGGCUCCGACGAGUGGGAAAGGGAAGAGAAGAUUUACCGCAAACCUAAGCUUGUGAGAACCAAGACGGAGAGAGUUUCUCUCUUCGAUGACUUCUUUGACAGGGAUUUCUAG
Haliaeetus leucocephalus (bald eagle) is the source of this 873-nucleotide messenger RNA. It is a transcript of the gene CCDC198, whose product is annotated as chromosome unknown open reading frame, human C14orf105. The transcript has 6 exons. Lineage: Eukaryota; Metazoa; Chordata; Aves; Accipitriformes; Accipitridae. The record is from RefSeq and is a predicted model, not a curated record. Bases 1 to 873 code for a protein of 290 amino acids.